This is a messenger RNA of Perognathus longimembris pacificus (Pacific pocket mouse), 948 nucleotides long. It is a transcript of the gene Bnip1, whose product is annotated as BCL2 interacting protein 1. Gene Ontology annotation, biological process: retrograde vesicle-mediated transport, Golgi to endoplasmic reticulum. Gene Ontology annotation, molecular function: SNAP receptor activity. The coding region runs from base 74 to 760 and encodes 228 amino acids. The record is from RefSeq and is a predicted model, not a curated record. Gene Ontology annotation, cellular component: SNARE complex; endoplasmic reticulum. The transcript is spliced from 6 exons. Lineage: Eukaryota; Metazoa; Chordata; Mammalia; Rodentia; Heteromyidae.
GAGGGGAGGGGCGGGGCGGAAACGCGUCUGAAUCUGGGCUUCGCCGCGACCCGUAGCCGGCGUUCCCAACAACAUGGCGGCCCCCCUGGAUGUCCACGUCCGUAUCUGCAACCAGGAGAUCGUCAGGUUCGACCUGGAGGUGAAGGCGCUGAUCCAGGAUAUUCGUGAUUGUUCCGGACCCUUGAGUGCUCUUACUGAACUGAACACAAAAGUCAAAGAGAAGUUCCAGCAGCUACGGCACAGAAUACAGGAGCUGGAGCAGUCGGCUAAGGAACAAGACAAGGAGUCAGAGAAACAUAUGCUGCUGCAGGAGGUGGAGAACCACAAAAAGCAGAUGCUCAGCAAUCAGACCUCAUGGAGGAAAGCCAAUCUCACCUGCAAAAUUGCCAUCGACAACCUAGAGAAAGCGGAGCUGCUCCAAGGAGGAGAUCUGCUGAGGCAAAGGAAAACCACCAAAGAGAGCCUGGCCCAGACUUCCAGCACCAUCACUGAGAGCCUCAUGGGUAUCAGUAGGAUGAUGUCACAGCAGGUGCAGCAGAGCGAGGAGGCCGUGCACACGCUGGUCAACUCUUCUCGAACCAUCCUGGAUGCAAAUGAAGAAUUCAAGUCCAUGUCGGGGACCAUCCAGCUGGGCCGGAAGCUCAUCACCAAAUACAACCGCCGCGAACUGACGGACAAACUCCUCAUCUUCCUCGCCCUGGCCCUUUUCCUCGCCACGGUCCUGUACAUUGUGAAAAAGCGCCUGUUCCCGUUUCUGUGAUAGCUCUUGGCCCUUAUGCGCCCAGGCGCCCUCGGCUGAUCCAGGCCACCCGAUGGAGCCCCAGGGAGCCCCAGGCCGUCCCGCCGUGCUCCCAGCGUCACGCGAGAUGGGGACCCACGCUCACCCACCUGCAGACCCCUGGGGGGCUGCCCCUUAAACAGGCCCUAAAAAGGCCAGAUCUGGGGGCU